Strongyloides ratti is the source of this 729-nucleotide messenger RNA. Its product is annotated as Transposase, ISXO2-like domain-containing protein. Bases 1 to 729 code for a protein of 242 amino acids. The record is from RefSeq and is a predicted model, not a curated record. The transcript has a single exon. Lineage: Eukaryota; Metazoa; Nematoda; Chromadorea; Rhabditida; Strongyloididae.
AUGGCUUCAAUACCAUCAAAGGAUUCUUUAAAAAACAUUUUCUUCGACGAAAAGGCAGCUCUCAAGUUUCUCCAAGACGAGAAAAAAAUUAAAAAGGAAAUGGAUUGUUCUGCAUGUAAAAGCUUAACUACUUUUCGAAAAGCGAAACUUCUCUUCAGAUGCACGAAAAAAAGUUGCGGAAAGAGCAUAAGUGCUAAGAAUAAAACAUUUUUCGCUGGCCAGUGCUUUCCACUUCGCAAGAUUCUUCACAUGGCUUACUUAUGGUUGUGGAAAAAUCCAGUAAACUCCAUUAAAGGUCAGUGUGAAGUCAGUAGUGCGACUGUUUGCUCAUUUUUGGGCUAUUUUCGUCUACAUGUGGUAGAUGCCUUAGAAACCGAAGAAUGUGUUAUCGGUGGAGAAGACAUCGUUGUGGAACUAAGCGAAACCAAGAUGGAUAAACGGAAGUACAAUAAGAGGCACCUUGUAAAUGAAGUCUGGGUUGUAGGUGGUGUGGAAAAAACGGAGGAAAGAAGCGUUUUCGCUGUUUCUCUUGAAAAACGGGAUAGUGAAACGCUUCUUGACGUCAUAAAGAAGCACAUCAAACCUGGCUCCAUCAUUCACACUGAUCGUUGGCGAGGUUACGAAGGAAUUAAGGAAAAAUUGGGGUUCAAGUACUAUACGGUAAACCAUAGUGUAAGUUUUAAGGAUUCAGAAACUGGUAUUCAUACGAAUACCAUAGAAGGAACGUAG